UCGAAAUUCAAUAAAUAUAGGACGCUUUAUUGUUCCGCAAAUCACGUUCAGUUUGAAAUUAAGUUAAUUAGAGCACUUUAUUACUGCGGAAAAGUUUCGUCAUGUCAGUAAUCGAGGAAAAGCCAUUGGCCUCAGAAAAUAAUGUUGAGGAGAAAGAAAAAGUGGGCGCAGAUGAUUACGUUGAUAUGAAAUUUACUAGAGAAUUGCGAAAAGCAACAAAGGACGUACACAACUUAAGCGAUACUCUUAUCAAUGCAAAGUUUGCAUUUGCUCUGUCUGAUGACGAAGUUUGGUAUGAUGGACUGCUUGCUUUCUACGAAGUAUACAAAUUCUUUGAGACGCAUUUGCCAGAGCGCCUGCUCCCAAAGGAGCUAUAUCGGGCUGAGGCAUUCGAAAAGGACUUUUCUCACUUCUAUGGUGCUGAUUGGAAGAACACCUAUGAACCCCGAGAAAGCGUAAAGAAAUAUAUAGCACACUUAGAAAAGGUUGCUGCCCAAAACGAGUUGCUUCUCUUCGCAUAUGCCUACCAAAUGUACAUGGCUCUUAUGUCUGGCGGCCAGAUGUUGCAAAAAAAACGUAUGAUAGCUCGCAAACUCUGGGUGUUUUCAAAGGACAGCGAUCAGCAGCAAAAACAGGCUGAAGCCGACGCAGCUGCGGCUAUUGCCACCGCAACGGCCGCCGCCAAUGCCGGUGAAGGUGUUAUUGAUGAAGAAGAUUUGCAGGCGCGUCCUAUGCCAGCACAGGUUACUAUAUGUCCACCUGGCUGUGCGGCUACAUUUUUCCCCAUGAAAAUAUCCGUUUUAAAGUCAAAACUUCGCCGGGUUUUCAAUGAGCAGUACGGUAAGUUUGACGACGAGCUUCGUGCUGCGUUUAUUGAAGAAAGCCGUAAUGUGUUUCGCUUAAACAUGGAUGUGGUGCGCACCAUAAAGGGCGUGAAUCGUGCUAAUCUCAAAAAGCUGGCUAUUGCUGCAAUCUUUAUAUCCAGUAUAUAUCUUGCUAUCAAAUUGGCCAUGAAGUAGGAUAUACGCACUUCGGCCACAGAUGCAGCUUUAAAAUGUUACAUUUAGUAGUUUUAUUAUGUUUACUUCUUUGCCAAAUAAAUAAUCGCUUUACCAAUACUUGACCAAUA
This is a messenger RNA of Scaptodrosophila lebanonensis, 1129 nucleotides long. RefSeq lists its product as uncharacterized. The transcript has 2 exons. Gene Ontology annotation, biological process: heme oxidation. Lineage: Eukaryota; Metazoa; Arthropoda; Insecta; Diptera; Drosophilidae. Bases 102 to 1019 code for a protein of 305 amino acids. Gene Ontology annotation, molecular function: heme oxygenase (decyclizing) activity. The record is from RefSeq and is a predicted model, not a curated record.